AAUACCGGAAAAUCUGCGCGUUAUUCCUUCGGAGAUCGAGAUGACCAAAUUAUCCCGUAGAGAAAAAAAAUUUUGUGACUCAAAGAAGAAGCAAGAUGAUGGAAACAGAAUCGUCAAAUUCCGCUGUGAUUUCUCUUCGACGCUGCUCGAGGUGAUGUUGGCAAGAGGUUGGACCCAGUCGAUUCCGAAGAUAUCAGCUGGCAUUUGUGGUGGUGCGAUACGGGCGAUGUGCUACGGCAGGUCUUGGAUGGUGAUCGGAAAAAACUGCGUCCUCAUCAGCGCGUACCGCAUUUCCGCAACCACUAUGAGCUCACGCGUAAGAACUACUUGUGCCGUAAUCUCAAACGCUAUAAAAAGGCCCUUACAAGGGCUGGAAAAAUGGAUGAGGCUCGUAUCUGCGAAGCCAUGCCUGUGACUUUCGAGCUGCCCAGCGAUUAUCGAAUGUUCGUCGAAGAGUAUCACAAGUAGAAUCACUUAUCCAUGAU
Formica exsecta is the source of this 485-nucleotide messenger RNA. RefSeq lists its product as uncharacterized. The transcript is spliced from 2 exons. The record is from RefSeq and is a predicted model, not a curated record. NCBI's taxonomy places the organism in Eukaryota, Metazoa, Arthropoda, Insecta, Hymenoptera, Formicidae. Bases 41 to 415 code for a protein of 124 amino acids.